AACUCAAAGUAUCGUUUUCUGUUAAAUGUAAAAGAAUCAUUGUAAUAUUUAAUACUUACUGUAUAUAAUGUGUAUAUUUUUGGAAUACCUAAUGCAUAGGUUGCAAUUCACGUUAGCGUAUUAGGUUAAGCCGUGAAUAUGUUAACAAUAACUCCGUUGCAAUCGCAUGGAAAUGGAACGCAGCACUAAAUCAUGACCGGUAUUAUACAGCGGUGUGUAUUUUACCAACGAAAAUUAAUUGUUCAUAACAGAAACAAUAUGUGGAGAAAAAUACAUAAUCAUUAAAUAUCGUUGGCAUAAACACUAAAGCCGACUCCUCAUGGAGAGAUCUCGGAUGACGCUAAUUCAAAGUUGAUGAUUUUACCGCUGAAUUAAAACCCUAGACCACUGGUCGAGGAAAGCGUACACGUUUGUCAAAUGAGAAGUGUCGAUUUCAAUUUGAACUCCGUUCAACUUUCAACGAAAUAUGAGGGGACGCUAUCUAAAUCACGUGUGAACGGUGAUCACUAUUUAGCGCAAUGUUCAACAGUUGUUUCACAGUGUUACGAAGAAGUGUUCAAUUUUGUCUAUUGUCACUUACGAUGUCGGAACUAAUGAUGUAAGAUGGAAGUAAAUGAUAAUUCAAUUAUUCUUCACAGUAGUAGCAGUAUAACAGUGGCUGAUUCUGUAUGGAAAUUUAUCAACAGCCCUAUUAUUGCAAUCUUCUCUGAUUUAAAAAAUGCAACUGCAGAACAAAUGCUUCGAUCCCUUUUAGAGUCAAUAUUAAAGGGCUCUGCUACUUUAACUACAGUUUUAAUUCCACCAUAUACCAAUGGAUUGCAAAAUGAUGCGUUACAGUGUCAAUAUGCAGCAUUUACUACUUGGCUUUUUGGUACAAUGUUUUAUAUAGUUGGAGAGCCUUUGAGUAAUGAAAUUCUUGCAAAUAGCAUAGAGAUUCAAGCCUGCAUGCUUAGAAUAUUGUCUAGACAUCAUAUCACUAUGUUUGAAAUUAUUAGUAACGAAUAUAUGAAUAUUCUUCAAGAAAUAUUGGAAUUUUAUAAGUCUAAUGGAGAUACGGAAGAACUAAAAUUAGCUAAAUUUAAUGCAGACAGAGAAAUCAUAGAGAAUUUAGAUCUACAAGCAUUCCCUGUUACAAUAAUGUAUUCUGAUGUACCACAAGUACAGAUGUCCAUUUUGAAAAUUAUUGAGAAGACUGGUGUUUCGGUGUGGAAUGAAAAAGUACUUUCAGAUAUUAUGAUCAAAAUGCUCAUUGUAUCUGUUCCAAAUGUAAAGAUUAUGGUACUAAAUCUCUGCACAAAAUUAAUAGAGUCUUCUUUAAUGAACAGAGAGGAAGUGGAAAAUUUGAUGCUCCACUUUAUUGAAAUUGUGAAAAUAAUUCCUGCAUGGUUAUCUUCUCAUGAAUUACAAGGAAAUCAAUUAUGUCCAUUUGUACAGAUACUUACUCGAUUUAUUCAAUCAUCACCAAUUUUUUCAAACAGUAUUGAAUUAUGCUUUCAAAUCAGUCAUCUGAUGGUUCAUGAAUUCAUCAAAUAUGAAAAUAAUGUAGAAGCUACGGAAAAGCUGAAAGAAAUAAUUUGUAAUAAAAUGAAGCAGUACUUUGCCAAGGAACCAAGAGUUUGUACGCUCUCCGAGACAAAAGAAUUUAUUUCAUAUUUCGAGUACUACCCAGAUUUCAUUGUUAUUUUUAAUCACUGUAUUCUCACUGAAAUCAGACGCAAUUUCAGUAAGAAUAAUUUAGUCAGUGAGUUUUGUGAACCAUGGAAGUUUGUAAGAAAUGAACUGAUUUUUGCAGCAAAGUCAAAAAAGUUAGAAAAAUGUGUACACAUUUUAAAAGCAUCAGGUAUUUUACAAUGUUGGUUAAAAGAGCUAAAAUUAUCAAUGAAUUUGUAUGCAACCGAUUUAGAUGAUAUUUUGGAAAUACUCAUACAGAAUUUGAGGUCAGGGCAGUGCCAGCAGGGACAAAUUAUCUUUGAGUGUUUCAUACAUAUGGUGGCACAUAAUGAAGCAAACAAGGAUGUUCUCCAUAAGUUACUGGCACUACCAUUCAUUACAAAUACUGAAAUAUCUGCAGAAAUAAUUAAUAAUCACGUGAAAGAGGCAGCAGAGUCCUUAGAUAUUGCAACAAAAUUAAGAUGCCUUAAAGCUCUUUGCGAAUUUGGUAAUGGAAUGGAAGCAUUAAACUUGUUAAAUAAUUGUGUGUCAAGUGGUAGAACUGACUUAGCAGUUGCAGCAGUGCAGAAUAGUAUACUGCUUCUCAAAAACGGGGAAACUAAAUUUGAAGAUAUCUCGAGAUACGUUCUUCAACCUGCAUUACAGUCAAAAAAAGAGGAAGUCUAUGAAAAACUUGUAAUUGUAUUGGGUAAAACAAGUUGUUACUUAUCUGGGCAUGCAGACUUUGUAAGGGAACCAGACAAUACAAAAUGGAAAAUACAAUGUAAAUGUUGUGCUGGCAAUGUUAAAAGCGAUAUAAAUCCUUAUGUCUAUCAUGUUUCAAAUGAAUAUGAUUAUCUUCUGAGUUCAUAUCUUAGUGUAUUAUCAUCAGAGUUUCUUUCAGUGCGUUUCUGCAUUUCCGAAAAUAUAUUAUCAUUUUCGAAUCAUAUAAAUUCAUUUAACAAACAUGAAAUAACAAAAGUGUGGUGUUCGUACAUAGAAGACGAAAAUCCCAUGACUCGUUCUAAUAUUGCUACAGCAAUAAAAGGAAUACUAAAUAAUAAAAUAAAUAUAGCAAAAAAGUCUGUUGUAUCUAUAGAGUACGAUGUGCCCGCUUCAUUGGAUGAAUUUGUCAAUUUAAUAAUUAAUACUAUGGCAAGUGCACUUAUGAAAGCUCUUCAAAGUUCUAACCACGCGCUUCAGGAAACCGUACUUCUUACAGCUAGAAAUUUUGCAAGUGUUCAAUUGUAUACUGCUGAGAGACGAAUUUUGAACUUAUUUCUCAUCUCUAUACUAUAUUCUACAUCAUCUCCGACCUCAGUAGCGUUUGCUACAACUGCCUAUAGCGACUAUGCUAAAUUAUUGAACGUUUCAACCAAAGUGUUAUAUGUAAAAUAUAAGAAAGAUUUUCUUAAGGUCAUAAUGCAAUGUGCUGUGCAUAAUUUUAUAAAAUAUUCUUACAAUGUGGCCACGUCGAUACACCGUGUUGCAAAGUGCAUUGGAUACGAGGGUUCACGGCAAUUAUUGCGCAAAGACGGUCAUUAUGCAGUUAGCUUUUUACUUUCUUUCGGCGUUGACCCACCAAAUGUAAAAAUUUUGUUGCGUGAUAUAGCAGAGUUAGUCAGCAUGGAUGAAAAACAGAUGUUAAAAGAAUACUUUCCUUACAUUUGUAGUUAUGCAUUUUUAAAUAUGCCUCUUGCUACUACUGCAGAAUGCUUAAGAUUAGUAUCAAGUAUCACGCAAAUGAAUUUAUCUGUACUGACAAGACAAUCGUUUAUGGGUAUAUUUGAGGAAUUUAUGUUGAAUUUUCAUGAAUCUCCUGAGAAAGUGAUUGGAUUGUUGAAAAUCAUUUCUGAUUAUGACAACAGCUCGGAAAAAAAUUACAUUACACAUAAAGGAAUUAAAUCUUAUUUGAAUUUACGUUUGCAUGGUAUACUAGUAAAUUUUGACAUCAAACUUGGCUCAAAAUCAGAUGAGUAUACGCAGCAAUCUGCACUAGCAUCGUUGGCUGCAUUAAUGAGAUUAAUGGGACCAGAAUAUUUAAGUCCAUUAAGGUAUAAAAUCUUAGCCACUUUGAGAACCUCAUUAGCAUUCAAGAGACCAGGAUACGGGCCUCUUAUAUGCGAUGCAUGGAACGCAUUCAUUCACAACAUAACUAUUAAAGAACUAGGUCCACUCCUUCCAACUAUAUGCAUAUCAUUAAUAUCAUUGUUAAAAAUUUAUCCUGAAAAAAUCAUUGCCAUGUUGAAAUUUCUCGUUAUCGAAUGCAAUGAAGAAAAUUCCAAUCACACUGCGGAAUUAUUUUUCAUAGAUGAUAUAGAUAUUCCUGAUGAAAUUUCAACUAUAAUUAAGGCGCGUGUUUUACAAGCCAGACCCAAAGGUUUCGAAGCAAAUUUAAAAUUAUGGCUGAAACGUAUCACACAUGAAACAGAUGAAGUAAGGUCUAGAGCUUUAACAUAUUUGCAAAAAUUCCUAGCAGAACAUCGUAGCCAAUUAAAUCAAAUGAUUUUGACUGAGACGGAUAUUCAUCCGUUAAUAGUUGAGUUGUUAGAUACGCUGUUAAUUGGUUGUCAGCAUAAAGAUGAAAACAUACGCUUAUUAUAUGGAGAAUGUUUAGGAGAAUUAGGUGCCAUUGAACCGAGUCUUUUACCACGCCGAAUAAUCUCUAGAGAUGAUUGUAAAUUUAUCUCUGAUAUGAAUGAAGAAUUUGCCUGUGCUAUGCUCUUUGAACAUGUGCGAGCCUUUCAAAUGCAAAAAAGUAGUCACAGUAUGGAUUGCUUCUCACUUGCCAUUCAGGAAAUCUUAAAAGCAUACGAGAUUACACCUCAAGGUAAAAACAGUGAACUAUGGAACAGUUUACCAUUGACUACGAGGCAAAUUAUUUUUCCCUUUUUAACAUCUCAUUACAAAAUAGCAGCCGUGAGUGACGAUAAAAUGUUUCCUCAUCCUAUUUAUGGUUCUGAAGUUGGUUCAUCUGUUGAAAAUUGGGCAUACAGUUGGCUCUGUAGUAUGUUUAAAAAUAUUCACGAUGAAAGGCUCAACAGUGUACUGCGUGCGUGCAAAUUAGCCCUGAAAAGGGACAUAAAAAUACUAACAUUUUGUCUACCUCAUGUUGUGUCGUACAUUAUAACAAAUGGCACGGAACAAGAACACAUAAAAAUACGAGAGGAAAUGUUGACAAUAAUUGAUGUCAGAAAAAAGCCUACUCUUGAUCCUGAAUUGUCCCGUCAUCGGCCUCUUAGAAAUGGACACAGCAUUAAAGCAGAUGACACAAGAAUUUCAGAGGAAACUAGACGCAUGCGUUGUGCACAGAUCGUAUUUUCAGUAUUAGAUCAUUUACAAAGAUGGUUAUGGGAGCAAAGGCUGGAUCGUAGUCAUAAAUAUAAAGCAGUAGAAAACUUUUGCGAAGAAUUGAAUUCACUGAUCGUGGCUGAAGGUUGUUAUCAGUCCAGAGAAUAUCAUAGAGCUCUAAUGUAUUUGGAGAAGUACAUGGCUUCAUCCAACAAAGGAUUGUCUGAACCCAUGGAAGGUGGACUGCUAGCUAAAAUAUAUGCACAGUUGGAUGAGCCAGAUGGUAUAUCCGGUAUACUAGCUUCUCAAGAUCAUACACCAACAGUUCAACAAUUAAUCUUAGCUCAUGAAGUUAAUGGACAGCUUCAGGACGCAGCUACAUGUUAUGAAAGACUAGCUCAAAAGAAGACAUUGAAACACACCUAUCUACAAGGCAUGAUACAAUGCUAUCUUGGUCUUGACCAACCAUUCACAGCUAAACAUAUUACCGAAGGAGUUUUAAGUAGCAGACCAGAAUUGGAACCACUAAUGAUCGAAAAUGAGCCUUUUUGGAGAUUAGCUCAUUUUACUAGACUGGAUGAUACUCCACAGAAGAACAUAAAACAUAGUCUUUUAGAAGAUCUUAAGCAAGGCAUGAAGCCAGACUUAUUAUCAUUAAAACAAAAUUUAGUAAUGCUAUUGGAAGACGCAUCACGCCCCGGAGCUUAUCAACAAUGUUACUCCUACAUCAUGAAGUUGCACAUAUUGAAUGAGUUCGAUAAGGCAGUGUCCACGAUGCUAACGGAUAUAGACCAGCUUCCAAUGAUAUUCGAAGAGUGGGAGAAGCGUGGUCAGCUUGUUAGAUCUUCUCGUGGGGUGGAAUUUGUAUUAAGCAUGCGUAGAGCCACUCUAGACUUAGCAGUUCAAUUGAAUAAACAAGUUAAUGAUAGAGAAAAUCCUUUUCUUAAACAGGAAAUUGGAAAGAUUUGGCUCAAGAGCGCCAAAAUUGCAAGGAAGAGAGGACUCCAUCAGCAAGCAUACAUGUAUAUUCUCUCAGCUAGUGACUCCUGUCCGUUACAACAGCUUUACAUAGAACAGGCUCAAUUGUAUUGGCAAAAAGGCUGUCAAGAAGAUGCUUUCACGACAUUGAAGCGAUGCUUCUCAAGCUGUUUCCAAUCAUCUGCAUACUACAAAUCAUUGUCAUCGUCAGAAUGCGUUGAAGAAAGGAAACAAUGUGCAAAGGCGAAGCUUCUGUAUGCAAAAUAUAAUGAUGAAACUGUGAACGUAGAUACUGAUGCUAAUAUUAUGAAUUAUAAAGAGGCUAUCGAGGUUUGGAGAGAAUGGGAGAAAAGUUUACUUUCAUGUGCUCAGUAUUAUGAAUCCGUUAUAGAAAGGUUGUCUGAUGAAGAAAAGGACAAGAAAGGACGGGAUUUACAAGUGCACACUAUGAAUUUCUAUGGGAAAUCGCUUCAAUAUGGUUGUAAAUAUAUUCAUCAGUCUAUGCCGAGAAUGUUGACUAUCUGGCUAGAUUUUGCUUCUCGUGUAACAUCGCGGUCCAACCAUAAUGUAAACGAUGAAAUUGAGAAGUUUCGACGCGAUGCAUUACUAAAAAUGACGAAAAUCAUGGAAGUGUAUCAAGAACGGCUACCAAUAUUCAUGUGGCUGACUGCGUUCAGCCAACUUGUAUCUCGAAUAUGCCAUCCAUCGACAGAAGUGCAAAAUACUCUUUAUACGAUAUUAGUGAAGUUAAUUUUUGCUUAUCCUCAACACUGUUUAUGGAUGAUGGCAUCAGUUAUUAAUUCCUCUUAUCCUGCGCGACAAAGACGUUGUCAAGCGAUUCUAAAUAAUUCCAAACUAAAAACAGGAGAGAUGCUGAAACUCAUCAAGGACUUCCACAAAUUGUGGGAGAGACUCAUUGAGUUGUCUAACAAACCAAUACCGGAUGGUGUUCUGAACACUACAGUCAGCCAAUUAUCGCGGAAUCUACCUCGUUUACUGUCAACCAAAGACUUCAGCACAAUUAUGAUGCCAACAACUAAAUUUAAGCAGCUUCAUCUACCCUCUAAGGGUGUAUCAUUAGAGAACCAUAAUCCAUUUUCAUCGAAUUGGGUGCAUAUAUCUGGAAUAGAAGAAAGUGUAGCUGUUAUGCCGUCUCUCCAGAGACCACGACGCAUUGCGUUGAAAGGAUCAGAUGGUAAGAAAUACCUAUUCAUGUGUAAACCAAAGGACGAUUUACGCAGGGAUUUUAGAUUAAUGGAGUUCAACGACAUAGUAAAUAAAUAUCUACAAAACGACCCUGAAUCUCGCCAAAGGAGACUGUACAUUCGAACAUAUAGCGUAGUACCCUUAAAUGAAGAAUGUGGUUUAAUAGAAUGGGUACCGAAUUUAGUAGGCUUUAGGCCAGUCAUAAUCAAUUUGUAUAAAGAAAGGGGUAUCGCCACUUCAAAUAGAGAACUCAGAAGCAUGUUAUGUGCGUUGAAAGAUCCUCUGGAGAAGAAGAGGAAAGUGUUCCUAGAACAACUUCUACCGCGACAUCCUUCUGUUCUUGGUGAUUGGUUCCGUCUUACAUUCCCCGAUCCAUACGGAUGGUACGAAGCACGUACCGCAUACAUCCGAACCACAGCAGUAAUGUCCAUGGUGGGAUAUAUCCUUGGUUUAGGAGAUCGGCAUGGGGAGAAUAUACUAUACGACUCUAAAUGUGGUGAUUGUGUACACGUGGAUUUCAACUGUUUAUUCAACAGGGGAGAAUUGUUCGAUUGGCCAGAGCGAGUGCCGUUUCGUUUAACGCAUAACAUGGUGGAUGCUAUGGGACCAUUAAAAAUUGAGGGACCAUUUAGACGUGCUUGUGAAACUACUAUGAGGGUUCUUCGACAACAAUCCAGCACGUUACUAAGCGUGCUCACACCGUUUGUUUAUGAUCCACUUGUCAGCUGGAAUAAAAAUCAAACCUGCGAGGGCGGUGAAAAAACAAAUGAAAAGGCUGUGGAACACAUAAAGAAUAUAGAACAGCGAUUGAAAGGCCUGAUUCGAUCCCAUGGAAAGAAAUUGGAAAACAUUGCGCUAAAUCUGAGUGUCGAGGGGCAAACAAAUCAUCUGAUUUUAGAAGCAACAAACUUAGAUAAUCUUUGUCAAAUGUAUUUCGGUUGGGGUGCGUACAUGUAAUGAGUGUACAACAGGAUACUUGACCAUUCAACGUUUGUAUGUAAUAUAGUUAUUCGUCAAAUAUUUCUAAUUAUAAAAACCAAUUCUUGAGUCUUAAGCUUCCAAACCGAAGCUACGGAACAUCAUGAAAUAUGAUAGUGCAGUACUGAGAGUCUGCAAAAUGUAUAGAAAUAAUGUAUGUAAUGUUUGUACAUCGUAAGCAGUAUCAUAAUAUUAAAAAUUUUAUAUGAUUUUAUACGUAGAUAUGUAAAUCAACUUUUACCGCACUGAAGUUUUCUAAAUGCAUAAUAUACAGUUUCCCUGCUGUAAUGUAACUAGGUUUUUGCGAACGUAACAUGAUCAUCCAUGUUUCACACCUGAUAGAAGUGGAUAAUCUAUACCAUUGUAUAGAAUACACAGCUUGACGUAUGCCACUACUCUGUUACAAUACGUAAUAAUUUCAAAUUAAAAAUUUCAUUUUGUAUUGAAUAAUAUGAUUCACGUUCGUUUGAAAUUCAUUUUA
This is a messenger RNA of Megalopta genalis, 8584 nucleotides long. NCBI's taxonomy places the organism in Eukaryota, Metazoa, Arthropoda, Insecta, Hymenoptera, Halictidae. The record is from RefSeq and is a predicted model, not a curated record.